AUGGCCGAGGAAGGUAUUGCUGCUGGAGGUGCAAUGGACGUCAGCAGUGCUCUACAAGCGGUGCUGAAGCCCGCCCUCAUGUGCGAGGGCCUAGCACUCGAAGGCCUAGGGGAUGCUACCAAGGCCUCAGACAAGUGCCAGGCCCGUCUUUGUGUGCUUGCAGCCAACCGCGAUGAGCCCAUGUACUUCAGGCCUGUGGAGGCGCACUGUGCCGAGCACCAGAUCAACCUGCUUAAGGCUGACCACACCAAGAAACCAGGGCAAUGGGUAGGCCGCUGUCAAAUCAACGAAGAGGGGAAGCCACGGAAAGUGGUUGGUUCCAGUUGUGUAUUGCUUAAGGACUAUGGCGAAGGAUCUCAGGCCAAGGAUGUCAGCAAGGAGUAUUUCCAAUGCAGGAAAUGA
Molecule: messenger RNA, 402 nt
Organism: Psammomys obesus (fat sand rat)
Lineage: Eukaryota; Metazoa; Chordata; Mammalia; Rodentia; Muridae
Product: 40S ribosomal protein S12-like
Exons: 1
Coding region: 1-402 (133 amino acids)
Biological process (GO): translation
Cellular component (GO): ribosome; cytosolic small ribosomal subunit
Molecular function (GO): structural constituent of ribosome
Source: RefSeq, a predicted model, not a curated record